GAAAUUAUUUCAUGAGUUACCUACUGUUUCUAGCCUUCGAGCGCCGCCAGGAUGCAGCAGAAUGUAGCGUGGUGUAAGCUCUGGCCCGUUGGCUUAGCGCACAUCUUUACUCCUCCAGUUCUAGCAACUUCAGGCAACGUAACCCACAACACACAAGAUCGGAAGUCCAAUUGGCCUAUGAUUUGCUCUGUAUGUGCUGCUGCUGCUGCUGCUGCUACAAGUCUCACACAACCUACCUACUACUUAGUACUAGUAGAGCAACACCAUGGUUGGUUCAUGGGAACAUCACCACCACCACCACUACCACCACCAACAACAACUACAACACUUACAUCCCUACUAACUCUAUACAUCCAGUAGUGUAGAUGGCAUGUCUAGUGCCGGGGAGACCUACGAGAAAGAGGGAAAGUGGUCCAGGCAUCCUCGUCAGCUUACAUAGUACCUGUCUGUUACAUU
Molecule: messenger RNA, 456 nt
Organism: Xylaria bambusicola
Lineage: Eukaryota; Fungi; Ascomycota; Sordariomycetes; Xylariales; Xylariaceae
Exons: 1
Coding region: 52-360 (102 amino acids)
Source: RefSeq, a predicted model, not a curated record